This is a messenger RNA of Ochotona princeps (American pika), 1420 nucleotides long. RefSeq names its product chromosome 2 C1orf162 homolog (gene C2H1orf162). The record is from RefSeq and is a predicted model, not a curated record. Lineage: Eukaryota; Metazoa; Chordata; Mammalia; Lagomorpha; Ochotonidae. Bases 121 to 567 code for a protein of 148 amino acids. The transcript has 6 exons.
UCCAGUGCCUCAUGAAAAAGUGAAGAAGUCUAAAUAUUACUGAUUCUAUUCUAACUUAGGCUUCAGCCAAACAUCUAGAUCAUUCUUCUGCCUUCCUCUCCCUGAAAUUGAGAAGACAGCAUGGGAGGAAGGAACUCCACACCCAACCCCAGAAAGGACAGUCAAGGCAUCCUUUCCACAACAAUCCCAACGACAACCCCAACUACAGCCCUAACGACAACCCCAACUACAGCCCCACCAACAAGCCCUGUAGCCUGUCUCCAGAAACACGAUGAACAUUUAGUCUUGGCCUUCUUUGCUGGGAUUCUACUGACCUUGUUGCUGCUGGCCUUUGUCUUCCUCCUCCGAAGGAGCCACAGGAAAUGUCGCUCCAGUCCCAAGGCCUUGGAUCCUCACUCAGAUCCUCCAGCCAAGGUUUCCUCCACACCAGAUGAGUCACUCACCUAUGCCAGCAUGUUAUUCAAGAUCUCGGGAGAAAAGACUAAGAACCAUGCUACAAAAGCAGAAGCCACUGUCUACGCUCAGGUUAAGGCAGCAAACUCACCCCACCUUUCCAGUGAGAUUUGAAUCUGGCUCCUCUCGUCCCAGCUCCAUCUCUGCCUACUGUUUUCCCCCUGUGAAAAAAUUUGAACCACAGCCUAGCCUGGGUGAAACUGCAGUUGGGGUUGUGUAGGGAAGACCAGGCAAUGCAAGCAACAGUUCUGAGGACCAACAACCAGACUUUUUUCCUGGACAGAGAGGAGGUGCCUGACCUUCCCACUUGAACUCACAGCCUGUUAGACACUUGAAGACAACUGUUUCCCUUGAUGUGUGGAGUAAAGAACUCAGGGCACUAACAUCCACCAGCAUCAUUGAAAGGAAUCAGCCAAAUGAAUGAUCCACCAAGAAUUUCAAACAAACGCAAACUCUUCACAGUGAUGACUCCCUCAUCAUCUAUUUGUCUACCCUGUCACCUUCUUCAAAACCAGAAGUCCUGAGCUCAUCCAUAGCCAAAACAACCAGCACAGGUGCUGGUGUUCUGGAACAAGCUCAAGGUUGACUAGUGUCACAGGUCUCAUACUCUGCCACUCAUCAGUGGCCAUUCAUUUAUCCAAGUUGGUUAAAUACUUUUAAAGUCUCAAAUCCUUCAUCUUCGAAACAGGGACAAAAGCAUCUACCUCUUAAAAAGAAGAUUAAAUAAAAUAUUUCUAUACAUAAGCAUCCCAGAGUUUCACUCAACAAAUGUAAAGUCUCUAUUGCAUAAGAACUUUUCAAAUAUGGAUUUCUAUCUUCUUGCAACAGCACAAGAAAUAUGCAUGACAUUAGAUAAGGUUAAUGUUAAAUCCUCCAAAUCGCAGUGGAUAAUCACCUAAACAAUAUCAUGUAAAAUGCCAGUAAGAUUAUUUUUUUUCACUAGAAAAUAGUACUCUAAAGUUUCUAU